Microdochium trichocladiopsis is the source of this 648-nucleotide messenger RNA. Its product is annotated as putative N-carbamoylsarcosine amidase. NCBI's taxonomy places the organism in Eukaryota, Fungi, Ascomycota, Sordariomycetes, Xylariales, Microdochiaceae. The coding region runs from base 1 to 648 and encodes 215 amino acids. The transcript is spliced from 3 exons. The record is from RefSeq and is a predicted model, not a curated record.
AUGAUCGCAGAGUACAAGGCCUCCGGGUUCGGCAACGUGAUGGGCUGGGGCGCCAAGCCCGUCCUGCUCAUGAUCGACGUGUGCAAGGCCUACUGGACCGAAGGAUCCCCCUUGUCCACGCUCUCCCACGCCCCCUCCGCCGCGGCGCCCGACGUCAUGCGCAAGCUCGUGGCCGCGGCGCGGGCCUCGGGCACGCCGGUCGUCUGGACCGCGGUCGAGUACACGCACCCGGAGAUGAAGGACGCGGGGCUCUUCUGGCUCAAGAGCAAGAGCCUGGCGGCGUUCAACGUCGCGGAUGAUAGGGGGCUGGGCGGGUGGCUUGAGGGCCUGGAGCCCGUGGAGGGGGAGCUUGUGGUCAAGAAGAAGUAUGCCAGCGCCUUCUUUGGGACCAACCUGGCGACGGACCUGGCCGUGCUGGGCGCCGACACGGUCGUGCUGUGUGGCGUCAGCACGAGCGGGUGCGUGCGGGCGAGCACGCUGGAUGCGAUGCAGUCUGGGUAUCGGCCUAUGGUUGUCGCUGCGGCGUGUGGUGAUCGCAGUGACGAGAUUCAGAAUGCCAACCUGUUCGACCUGAAUGCCAAGUAUGCCGACGUGGUGACCGAGGCCGAGGCGGUAGAGCAUCUCAAGGCAGGGUGGCCUAAGGCAUGA